Molecule: messenger RNA, 423 nt
Organism: Cryptococcus deneoformans JEC21
Lineage: Eukaryota; Fungi; Basidiomycota; Tremellomycetes; Tremellales; Cryptococcaceae
Product: MFalpha3
Exons: 2
Coding region: 139-255 (38 amino acids)
Source: RefSeq, a predicted model, not a curated record
UUACCCGGUGCCCUCACCACAGUGCAAUGGCAUAUAAAAAGCUCGAGGCUUCCCCCUUUUUCUCGCUCAUUAGACAGCAACUCAAUCCUCACUACCGACCAGCAACCAACCAUCGCUACUCCACAACCAGUUACAAUAAUGGACGCCUUCACUGCCAUCUUCGCCACCUUCACUUCUGCCGCCACUUCCUCUUCUGAAGCUCCUCGCAACCAGGAGGCCCACCCUGGCGGCAUGACCCUUUGUGUCAUCGCUUAAGUUCCCCCCCAACGGCCAAGCCUCCAAAGUCGCGUUGUUUAUGUCGCGUCAUUGCGCAACUGUUCAAAGGCAAGAAGAUAAGAGAGUGAAAUGAUGAUGCUAGUUAGGAACUACCUAUGACCAUGCAGUUCCGGCUUCAACAUGCAUAAUAUAUUGUAGUCUGAAAUA